AUGGAGAACAAUGGAACACUUAUACUUUAGAAGACGCAGAAGAAAUUGGUGAAGGAAGAAAGGAAGAUAUUGAAGGAGAUAAUUGGAAUGGCGAUCAAAGUAUUGGAUGUUGGAUUAUGGAAUCACUUUAAAGUCUUAAGCUGCAAACUAUGCAGUAAGAAAAACUUGAAGCCUUUGGAAUUCUUUUAGCAUAUGAUGGAUCACUUGAGUUUCUUUUAGAUAUUCGAUGCAAAUUAGGGAAGAUGUAUAGAAAGCAACUGCAAGGCGAAGAAGAAUCACAAAGCUUGCGAAUUCAACUUAAGAAUGCACAUUUUGGAGAAUCAUAGUAAGUGUUAUGGAGUGGAAAGGCCUUUGAGAUACAUGGCAAUCAACAACUUGGAAGAAUAUGGAACGACUUGGAAGUAGUACUAGUACUUCAAGAAGGAUAUUUCAAAGACUCUGAAGGUGAUCAGUCCACAAUUUGCGGAACAAUUUGAAAGGGAAUAUUAGAUGAAUUAAUAGAAGGGAGCUUAGAAGGAGAUAUACUUUAAGAUGAGGAUCAAGGAAGCAAUCAUGUUAAUGGAUGGAGAAUGGAGAGAAAAGGAACUUGGAACUUUGGACAGCGUGUCGAUUUUCUUAUCGACGACUUGGAGAAAACUAUUUGGAGACGAACAGGUGAUAUUGGAUUAAGGAGUGCCUGAGAUGUUGACUAAGCUUUUCAGUGGUAGGAAGAUACCUUACUAUGACUUAUAGUUGGGACUGCUGGAUGCAAUCAUCAAAGGUACAUAAUUGGAUAGUUUGAGAGUGAAGUUGUUACUUGGAUACUUUAACUGCUCUCAAACAUUUGGAGAAUUGGAACUAUUGAAUAAGGAUUUCGGAGAAGCAUUGCAUGGAAUUGCAAUCUUUGACUGCAUAAUGAAUGAGAAGAUGAUUGGAAGGGAAUGCAUCUUUAAUGACAUCUUAUGCAGUAAUAUAUUUGAAACUUUAGAAGAAGGAUUGAUGCAUUACUGCAAGUCGCAUAUCGGAAUUAUGGCUUGCAUAUCAAACAAGGGAUGUGAACUGAAGAAGGACGACAGGAUAGACACUUGGAUUGAGCAUUGCCACGACUAUCAUAGAGACGAUUUUGUGACACUGGCAUAGAAGUACAUGAAAUAACAGAAGGUGUACUUUUAAUUUAAAGCCGUUUGUGAUAGGUGUUCAGUAAAGCUUUAAAGUUUGACGGAUGUUUACUGGGUGGAUCAUACCUUUAAAACUGAAAUAGAAUGGAAGAUGGAAAUCAGAAUCAGAUGGAAGGAUUUAAUCAGAAGUUACAAAGAGGAGAGAAUAUUGGAUGGAGAAUGCAGUCUAAGAUAUGAAGAAGGAUAUAUGGAAUAUAAGAAGAACGUGUUGGAUGGAAUUGGAACCAGAAGGACGAUCAACAACAACGGGAAGAUUGCAGUUUGUAAGAAUUGCAAGAACAAGAAGAGGAAGCAACAGAUGACACACUUGAAGAAGGAGCAAUUCUAGAUGAGGGAUACAAACAGACUAUUCCCACUGAUCAGAAUUGAAGGGAAAAUCACUAGGAAAGCUUCAGAUACUUUCUUUAGAGUGAUUGGGAAUUUGAAUGCUUUGAAGGAGAAGCCACACAUUUUCUUUGCUGGAACGGACAUAAUGUAUCAGUGGAAUUCAACAUAGGCAAAGAAGCAAUUCAAAUGCAGAGUGAUGGAGAAGAGCCAAGCAGAGAGAACAGAUUACGUGAGUGCUUGCCAGAAUCACACUUUUCUGGUGAAUCACACAUAUUAGUUGGCAGACUUAUCUCAACAGUUAUUACGUUAGGAGAAACAGAUACUAGAGGUGAAUAAGAACUUAUGGAUGAGAUAUUUGGAUAAGGAACAAGUCUCAAACGCAAAGGAUAAAUUACAAUUGGAAUUUGCAAAGAUGUAGGAUAUGCUUUUGUUUGAUGGAUUGCUUCAUAGGACAUCGGUGAAAUUCGUUUGUGGAAGGAUGAAGCAACCAUUCAGAAGUUGGAUGAGGGAACUUGGAGAAUUUUUGGAAGGAGAAACAGUUGCUGAGCAUCAACACAAGGAACGAUGCUUAGAACUUUGGAUAUCUUUGUGA
Molecule: messenger RNA, 2076 nt
Organism: Paramecium octaurelia
Lineage: Eukaryota; Ciliophora; Oligohymenophorea; Peniculida; Parameciidae
Source: the annotation of a GenBank genome assembly